CCUUUCCCAACACGACUCCAUCGCUGCUUGUUCUCUUUCUUCUCAGCUUUCUCUCCCUCCACAGUACAGCUCACUCUCUCCUCCAUUCGCCGCCGGCUCCAAUGACCGACGCCAAGAAUAUAAAAGUGUGUGACCACCACAAGGAUAAGCGCAGGAAGAUCUUCCGCCGAAUAUUCGCGGGGAUCCUCAUCUUCCUGCUCAUAGUUCUCGUCACCAUACUCAUAAUCUGGGCAAUUCUCCGUCCUUCCAAGCCCGCCUUCAUCCUCCAAGACGUCACCGUUUACGCCUUCAACGCCUCCGUCCCCAACUUUCUCACCUCCAACUUCCAAGUCACGCUCUCUUCCCGGAAUCCCAACGACAAGAUCGGGAUCUACUACGACCGUCUUGACGCCUACGUCAGCUACCAGAACCAGCAAAUUACCUACCGCACAUCGAUCCCGCCCUCGUAUCAGGGUCACGACGAGGUCGACGUCUGGUCGCCAUUCGUCUACGGUACAAACGUGCCCGUGGCUCCCUUCAACUUCGUCACCCUGAGUCAGGAUCAGUCCAACGGCAACGUCCUCGUCAUCAUCAAAAUUGACGGACGCGUGAGAUGGAAAGUCGGGGCCUUCAUUUCCGGCCGUUACCACAUCUACGUACGGUGCCCGGCGUUUAUCACU
Messenger RNA from Prosopis cineraria, 659 nucleotides. RefSeq names its product NDR1/HIN1-like protein 1. The annotation marks the transcript as partial. NCBI's taxonomy places the organism in Eukaryota, Viridiplantae, Streptophyta, Magnoliopsida, Fabales, Fabaceae. The record is from RefSeq and is a predicted model, not a curated record. Gene Ontology annotation, biological process: defense response to other organism. The transcript has a single exon.